Messenger RNA from Paramuricea clavata, 2013 nucleotides. Lineage: Eukaryota; Metazoa; Cnidaria; Anthozoa; Malacalcyonacea; Plexauridae. The record is from the annotation of a GenBank genome assembly.
AUGAGGACAAUGUUCCUCGCGCUGAGGACAAGGUUCCUCACGCUGAGGACAAGGUUUCUGACGCUGAGGACAAGGUUCCUCACGCUGAGGACAAGGUACCUCACUGACGACAAUGUUCCUCACGCUGAGAGCAAUUUUCCUCACGCUGAGGACAAGGUUGCUCACGCUGAAGACAAGGUUCCUCGCGCUGAAGACAAGGUUCCUCGCGCUGAAGACAAGGUUCCUCACGCUGAGGAAAAGUUUCCUGACGCUGAGGACAAGGUACCUCAAGCUGAGUACAAGGUUCCUCACGCCGGGGACAAGGUUCCUAACAACGUUUCUAACGCUGAGGACAAGGUUACUCACGCUGAGGACAAGGUUCCUCAAACUGAGGACUAGGUUCCUCACGUUUUUCACGCUGAGGAGAAGGUUCAUAACGAUGAGGACAAUGUUCCUCGCGCUGAGGACAAGGUUCCUCACGCUGAGGACAAGGUUUCUCACGCUGAAGGCAAGGUUCCUCACGCUGAGGACAAGGUACCUCACGCUGAGGACAAGGUUCCUCACGCUGAGGGUAAUGUUCCUCACGCUGAGGACAAGGUUCCUCACGCUGAGGACAAUGUUCCUCACGCUGAAGACAAGGUUCCGCGCGCUGAAGACAAGGUUCCUCACGCUGAGGACAAGGUUCCUCACGCUGAGGACAAGGUACCUCACGCUGAGGACAAGGUUCCUCAAGCUGAGGACAAAGUUCGUCACGUUCUUCACGCUGAGGGCCAGCUUCCUCACGCUUAGGACAAGGUUCCUAACGCUGAGGACAAGGUUCCUAACAACGUUUCUAACGCUGAGGACAAGGUUACUCACGCUGAGGACAAGGUUCCUCAAGCUGAGGACUAGAUUCCUAACGUUCUUCACGCUGAGGACAAGGUUCCUCACGCUGAGGGCAAUGUUCCUCACGCUGAGGACAAGGUUCCUCACGCUGAGGAGAAGGUUCCUCGCGCUGAAGACUAGGUUCCUCGCGCUGAAGACAAGGUUCCUCACGCUGAAGACAAGGUUCCUCACGCUGAGGACAAGGUACCUCACGCUGAGGAGAAGGCUCUCACGCUGAGGACAAGGUUCCUCACGUUGAGGACAAGGUUCCCCGCGCUGAAGACAAGGUUCCUCGCGCUGAAGACAAGGUUCCUCACGCUGAGGACAAGGUUCCUCACGCUGAGGACAAGGUUCCUCACGCUGAAAAACAAGGUACCUCACGCUGAGGACAAGGUUCCUCACGCUGAAGACAAGGUUUCUCGCGCUGAAGACAAGGUUCCUCACGCUGAGGACAAGGUUCCUCACGCUGAGGACAAGGUACGUCACGCUGAGGACAAUGUUCCUCACGCUGAGGAGAAGGUUCCUCACGCUUAGGACAAGGUUCCUAACGCUGAGGACAAGGUCCCUAACAACGUUUCUAACGCUGAGGACAAGCUUACUCACGCUGAGGACAAGGUUCCUCAAGCUGAGGACCAGGUUCCUCAUGUUCUUCACGCUGAGGACAAGGUUCAUAACGCUGAGGACAAUGUUCCUCGCGCUGAGGACAAGGUUCCUCACGCUGAGGACAAGGUUUCUCACGCUGAGGACUAGGUUCCUCACGUUCUUCACGCUGAGGACAAGGUUCAUAACGAUGAGGACAAUGUUCCUCGCGCUGAGGACAAGGUUCCUCACGCUGAGGACAAGGUUUCUGACGCUGAGGACAAGGUUCCUCACGCUGAGGACAAGGUACCUCACGCUGACGACAAUGUUCCUCACGCUGAGAGCAAUUUUCCUCACGCUGAGGACAAGGUUGCUCACGCUGAGGACAAGGUUCCUCGCGCUGAAGACAAGGUUCCUCGCGCUGAAGAUAAGGUUCCUCACGCUGAGGACAAGUUUCGUGACGCUGAGGACAAGGUACCUCACGCUGAGUACAAGGUUCCUCACGCCGCGGACAAAGUUCCUAACAACGUUUCUAACGCUGAGGACAAGGUUACUCACGCUGAGGACAAGGUUCCUCAAGCUGAGGACUAG